AUGAAUCAGAACAACAUUUCGCGACUGGUGAAACUGGAGAAGAAUGACGACAUCAAGCACCUCAACCUGGCCGCCAAUGACAUGACGGAAAUCGACCACUUUGCCUUUGAGCAGACGAAAAAUCUAAUCUCCCUUGACCUGAGCUACAAUCACCUGACCAAGUUAGAUGAGACGCUCUUUGACAGUCUUGAGACGCUGCAGUCCCUUAAUCUGUCCUAUAACAAGCUAGAGUACUUGCCUAAUGAUAUUUUCAAAAAGUGUGACCGCCUCUUUGAGCUCCGUUUGGCGCACAAUCCCCUGAAGCAGAUCAACGCUCAGACGUUCUUCUUCCUGCAACAAGUUGAAAUACUUGAUCUGUCACAGAAUGAGAUUUUUUCGCUAGAAAGUGGCACCUUCCACUCGAUGGGCAAGUUGGACACACUGGACCUUUCUGGAAAUGACUUUGAGAGCGUUCCGAUCAAUGCACUGCGAAACACAC
This is a messenger RNA of Rhagoletis zephyria (snowberry fruit fly), 478 nucleotides long. NCBI's taxonomy places the organism in Eukaryota, Metazoa, Arthropoda, Insecta, Diptera, Tephritidae. The record is from RefSeq and is a predicted model, not a curated record.